GUUUACGUUUUGGUCGCGUCGCCUUCAGUUCGUUCACGUUCCGUGUGUGUUCCCGCUGCUGCAGUGCAUCGCAUUAAAGCGCCACAGCGAUUGCAAAGGCAACACUGUAAACCAAAAAGCUCCCCAGCAAACUAAAACUGUGACUGUCGACUGUGUUGAGUGUUGAGUGUUCAGUGUUGAGUGCGUGCUUUAGUGUGUGUUCCCUGUUCAAUACUUCUAACUCAAACUUCGUCUCACAUUCGAUACGAGCGACAAUUCAAAGCAAUUAGCAUUGCGAGGCGUUUCAGUUAGUAAAACAAAAGCCUUGCGGAAAUCGUGAACAAUUUGCGACGCCUUUAAGCCGCUUCUUCGUUCUCAGUAAAUUCGUGUGCGCCUUUUUGUUGUUGUUCGCCAUGAAGCGUUCGCGUUUGCCGCUUAUUGCCAGCGUUUGUCUGGCGCUGGUGUUGAUGUCAUCCUGCCUGCUCACAGGCGCUGAGGCCAAGAAGAAGAAAUACGUUGGCGAAACUGGCGGUGAUUUUGAGUUUAUCGAUGAGAUUAAUAAAAAUACGCAGCAGAAUAACAAAAAUGUGGGCGAACACAAGCGUUGGAUACACGAUCCCUCAAGUGACCUCUGCCGGCCUCUGAACUGUAAGAAGCGUGAAAUCUGCCUGCUCGAGGACGAGUUCAGCGCCGUGUGCGUGUCGAAAAAGGAGUUGCACAAGAAUCGUGAUGAGAUAAUCACCAAGGCCAAAUAUUUGGAGGAGGAAGCCAAACGGCGCGUCAAUCAGCAGGAUAACAACGAUAGCCAGGAUGUUGAGGACAUCAACAACGAUGACGAGGACAAUAGCAGCGAUGGCAGCCUCAGCAGCGGCAGCAGCAACAGCAACAUCAACAGCAACAACAACAACAACAACGCUAACAAUAAUGCCCAGGCUAAUGUCCAGGGCAACGAGGAGAACAACGACGAUGAGGAUAAAAGCCUCAGUUUGGGCGACGAUGAUGAGUCCAAAGAGGACGACGUCUUCUAUGAGAACAACAUUGCUGCCAGCGAUAAGCAGCAGCAACAGCAACAACAACAGCAGCAGCAGCAGCAGUUGCAGAAACCCGCAGCUGCCCAGCAGCAAGAUGAUGAUGAGGAACUGGACAACUGCAAGCCGUGUCCCGUGGCUAAGCCAACGUUCCUCUGCGGCGCCGACAACAGAACCUACUCAUCACUAUGCAGAUUGGAUUAUCACAAUUGCAUACAUUCGACAACCAUAAGGAUUGCCUGCAAAGGAUUCUGUCCCUGCAAGGAAAAUACCGAUGGCAAGCGGCUGCAGCGACUUGGAGAGCGUGGUGGCUACAACAGCAAGUACAACAGCAAGAAGCUCAACAUCGAGCAGCAGCAGCAACAGCAGCAGCAGCUGCAGCAACAGCAGGCCUACAAGGACAGCAGCAACAACAACAUCAUGAUGAACAGUGGCAAUGUGAUGGGCAACAACAACAACGACUUCAACACCAUCAUGAACGACAAGGAGGACAACAAUCGUCACUUCAAUCACAUCAAUGCCCAGUACACGUUCACGCCCGAGGAGAUCAAAUAUGACAACAAGCACUACAAGUACCUCAAGUACACGGCUUACAAGAAGGAUGCCAAAUACCAGGAGGAGAAGCACAAGAUGCGCAACUACAAUGAGAACGAAGUUGUUGAGAAGCAGCCACAGAAGUACAGCAAGAACAACAAUGUAAACGGCUACCCAUCAAAGUCCGCUGAGUGCAAGCCACAGCAAUUGACCGCCAUUGGCAAUCGUCUGCUCGAUUGGUUCUCAGUGAUCAUGGCCGACAGCAAGAAGCGUCGCCAGCACAGCCAAAAGUCGAAGGCUCACUUCCCGCCCGCCUGCAAGACCGAAGCGAAGUGGAUGUUUGGCCAUUUGGACUUGAACAACGAUGGAAUGUUGUCGCUGCAGGAGAUGUACGAUCUGGAGCACGAUCAGAACGAGCGUUGCAUCAAGCCAUUCAUCGACACGUGCGAUCUGGAUCAGGAUAGCUCGAUCAAUACACGGGAAUGGUGUCGCUGCUUUGAGAAGACCGAUCGUCCGUGUGCCGCGGUGCGCCGAAGAAUCGCCGGCGACUUUGCAGGUGAGAUAGGCGCCUACGCACCCGACUGCGAUGUACAAGGAUUCUACAAGCCAACACAAUGCCACAACUCGGUGGGUGUCUGUUGGUGUGUGGACAAGCAUGGAGUUGAAUUCGCCAACACACGCACACGUGGCAAGCCCAACUGCGAGUCCGUGGUGAACAAUGCCGCCUCGCUGACAUCCGACGACGAGGACGAGGGUGCCGACGAUGAGGAUAGUGCGGAGGGCAGCGCCGAUCAAAUGUUGGUCUUUUAAAAGCCUCGCCUCCCCCCUCUUCCUCACACACACACACACCCGCAGGCCGCAGCACGCAGGAUUCUAGGAGGUCCGAAGGAUGCCAGGACGUGCAUAAGUAUUGAUUGCCUUGGCAACAAAUCCAAUCAGCGAGCAUUACGGCGUAACAGAAAAAACCAAAAACCAAAAAUGAAACAAAAACAACAUUAAUAUUAUUAUUAUUAUUAUGAUAACUACGAAAACAAACUAAAAAUGAAAAUGAAAAAAAGGAAAAUCCCAAAAAAAACAAGAACAUAAAUGUGCAGUAGUUAUGUAAGAGUUUUCGCAUAGAAAGAACAACUACAACUAAACCAUAUACUUAGCAGCAGCAAAAAGCAAAGCAAAGCAAAGAAAAACAAACACUCGCAAAUUGAUAGCAAACAAAAUGAAUAAUAAAAGUGAAAAUCAUCGUUUGAUAGGCGUUGCAUAGUUCAAGGCGUAUUGCACGCAACAUUGGUAUUAAACAAAUGCUAAAAUUAGCUUAUAUAAGGUUGAACCCUCCCCAAGUCCCCCAUUAAACCCUCCCACAAACACACACACACAUACACUCAACACAUAAAGCGAAUAAAUACCCUUUAAGUUUAGUUUGAGAGUUAUGUGUUUGUUGUGGCUGUGUCUGAGUAUUUUGCGGUAAUUGAAAUUAGCCGCAGCUUUUGUUAAUGCACGCGAAUCCGUCUUUUAGCUUUUAAAGAGAUUAUUGUACACACAUUCGAAAUGUUUAUAGCCAACUUUCCUUUUCUCUUCUAUCUUCUAUCUCUGUCCCCUACUGUAUCUUUAUCUGCUCGAAACCAAAACCGAAACAAAGCCAAACACACACACGCUAAGAAUUCCGCCCAAAAAAAUACAUAUAAAUUUAUGUGAUAGGUUUUGAAAAAUAACGAAAUGAAAACGAUGAUAAUGAAAAUUGAAGGCAGACACUAGAUGAUGAUGAUGUUGAUGGGGAAACACACACACUCACACACAAACAAAAACCCAAAAGAAAGCUAGCUAAAUUUUUGUGUUCGCUUCGAGUAAAUAAAUGAAAAAUGAUGAAAGAGAUGAAACGACAAACACUCAUAAUUAUGUUAGUUGCACUUCCAUUUAGAGUUACUUAGCGUACUGCAUAAUACCAGAUAAAUAGUGAGAGCGAACUACAUACAUAUAUCUAUAAAUAUAUAUAUAUAUAUAUGUCAGCAUUCUUUAGAGAUUCCUAGUGUUAGAGGGGAACAUAAUACCACAUAAUUAUGAGUAGGCACUGCUUUCAUUUAAUAGAAAAUGUUCCGACUUCCAUUUAGCACCUGCCACAUGAUGAUAGCCAAGCGAUUGCUUCAAACUAUCCAAUAACCUCACUCACACACACACACACACUUUACACACAUAUUUGCAUUUGGGCAUUUGGAAAAUUGCCAAUCAAGAAAAAUCAGAGAAAAAGGUAAAAACACAAACAGAAUUUGCUAAAAUAUACAUUCAACUUGCAACCAGGCACACCGCAAAAGAGAUCUACAAAUUUCCACAUAAAUCAUAUUAAAUAAUAAUAAUAUACGAUAUAAACGUAAGAAGAAAAUGCUUAUGCAUACGUACGAGUAUAUACACAAUAUACAUCUAUAGUAUAUAUAUAUAUACGUAUAUAUAAAAGUAAAUAAAUAUAAAAUAUAUAUAUAUAAUAUGUUUAAACUGUAUGUAAGUAUAUAAGUGGCAUAAUUAAGUGGCAGCCGAAAUGGAAAAUCAACUUCAUACGAUCUAGAGUGCAUUCAAAAUAAUUUCGCUUAUUUAUCCCGUAACAAUUUGUUUUCCCUUAAAAAACAACAACAAUUGCUUGCAAUCAUUAUUAACUAGAAAAUUCGCAGUAAUUAUUAGCAAAAAUACAAAAAUUCAAACAAAUUUGGUUUGGAUAACUUUUUAAUUACUAAAGCGCAAUAAUAAAGUCGAAGCUGAGCGCAAUUCGCAUUAAAAAAUUGUAUAGCAUACUUUCGGGUGCAAUUUGAAAUUCUCAGUUAAUCCUAAAAGUAUGCUGCAGAUUUUUGUGCUGCGACAGCAUCGCGUGAAAUGAGAAAACGACGACGACGGGAGAAAUGCAUCAUAAUAAUUAUAAUUAUAGAAAUUGUGUUUUUUGGCUGCAUUUAUAAAAGAAAAUUGACGCGUGGUGUACACUCUAUAAACUGACUAUAUAUACUAUGAUCACGAUUGUAUUUAUGUAUGUAUUUAUGUAUACUUGUGUAUUAAGCGAAUUGCAUUAAUUCUAGUGAGCCAAAAACCUCCUCGUCCCCCCUCCAUCAAUCAAUCCACUUUUGGCACUCAAAUUUCAAACAAUAACUGCAGACCGCAAUCGAAAUGGAAACUUUCGCCAAAGCUUUGGCAUAGUUGGAAAAUUAGACGAAAGUUUUUGCAUUUGGAAAAGAGCUCUCUGUUAAUUCCAUACUCAACUUUGAUUUCAUUUUUUGCAUUCUACGGCUUAAAAAUAAAAACCUGAAAAGGAAAAAUGAAAAACAAAAAGAAAAAACAACAUAUUCAAUAGUACGAAACGGUUUUUUAACAAUUUUAUUCAAUUAACAACAAAAAUAAA
Molecule: messenger RNA, 4911 nt
Organism: Drosophila sulfurigaster albostrigata
Lineage: Eukaryota; Metazoa; Arthropoda; Insecta; Diptera; Drosophilidae
Gene: Cow
Product: proteoglycan Cow
Exons: 11
Coding region: 393-2351 (652 amino acids)
Biological process (GO): establishment of protein localization to extracellular region
Molecular function (GO): protein binding; calcium ion binding
Source: RefSeq, a predicted model, not a curated record